This is a messenger RNA of Nematostella vectensis (starlet sea anemone), 576 nucleotides long. RefSeq lists its product as uncharacterized. The record is from RefSeq and is a predicted model, not a curated record. The coding region runs from base 61 to 561 and encodes 166 amino acids. The transcript has 6 exons. Lineage: Eukaryota; Metazoa; Cnidaria; Anthozoa; Actiniaria; Edwardsiidae.
ACAGUAAGGGAGGAUGAGUAUGAGUUUGGUUUUCUGAAAAAAAGCAUCACAAAGGGCCAGAUGUGGUAUCACACACAGGCACUUGGGGACCUGUGUGUGGUACUCGAAAAUUACCAUCAGGCAUGUAUACAAGCCAAGUACUCUGGCAGAUCAUUGCUUAUCUGCUCAGGGGUUGAACCAGAUGAGCCAGCCAACUACAUGCUGGCAAGUUUCUUCAGGGAUGUCGAAGACUUGGAGGUCAAACCUCUGCUAUGUGUGUGUUUCGAAGGCACAGAUGAUGAGAGGGCAGUAUCCAGAAAUCAUGGCCAUGGGAGGGAACCAAUACUGUUGGUGUUGCGUGCUAUUGGUUCCAACCUAGGAGUUGUUGCCCGUGCAGAAGAUGUCAAUCUCAGCACUUUUGAUGGAAGGGUCAUCCUCAAAGCCCUAAGCAUAAAGGAAAAAAAGGAAAAAAAGAAAAAGAGAAGGAAUAAAAACAACAAGAAAACUGUUGAUCACAAGACUGGCUAUGAUCCUGACAUGGAUUCUAAAUCAGAUACGGGCGAAGAGCAUGAGGUAAAGUGAAUAUAUGACCAAAAA